UAACACGGCUGGGUGGAUUUUAACACUGAGGUAGCAGGACAACCCACACAACGAGCACCUGCCACCUCUUUUCCUCUUCAUAAAGUCUUUCACUUCGGACUUUAAGGAAAGCUUUAUGUGGAUGGAGUGGUGAUAAGAGUUUUGGAGCACGGUGCAGGCUAUUUCGAGGGGUUGUGGUCUGAUCAGACGGUUUUUUUUUGACGGCAGGAAAACUUUGGUAACUCGCAAGCUGACCAGCCUCCGUCAAAUGGACAGAAACACGCCGCGUUUGGUAGUUUUUGAGUGUUUUGUGUGUGGUGGGAUUUAUGGAUAGCUUCGUCCGACGCCGCGGAAUGUAACGACCAACACAAACGCCUCAGCCGCCGGAGUUACCUGUAGUGAAGUCUCGGAAGGUUAACUCUGCUGUCAUUUCCAUGGAGACGACCCGGGCCCUCCUCCCACUCCUCCUCCUCUUACUGAGUGUGUGUGCACACAGUUGUCAUGGCAACCUCCGCCCGACCCCCAGAGUGUAUCUGUCUUACAAAGAGCUGCUGGAAACGAGGACCAUCCGGCCAUUCAGCUUUUCCUUCAACACCACCGACUACCGAAUCCUCCACAUGGACCAGGACCAGGGCCGCCUUUACUUGGGCAGCUGCGAGUAUAUAGUCUCUCUGGACAUGCAGAACAUCAACAAGGAGCCACUAAUUAUCCACUGGCCUGCUACUGGCCAAAGAAAAGCGGAGUGCAAGAUGGCAGGAAAAGGAGGACAAGGAGAGUGUGCAAACUUUGUGCGCCUGAUCGAGCCAUGGAACAGGACCCAUCUGUACACAUGUGGUACUGGAGCUUACAAGCCCAUCUGCACCUUCGUAAACAGAGGCUGGAGGGCUGAGGAAUACCUCUUCCGACUGGUGCCUGGCUAUGUGGACUCUGGAAAGGGAAAAUGCCCCUAUGAUCCACGCCAAGAAAAUGCUGCCGCUUUAAUUAAUGGGAACCUGUAUGCUGGAGUGCAUGUAGACUUCAUGGGCACAGACCCAGCCAUAUUCCGGACCCUAGGAGACAGACCUGCUGUCAGGACAGAGCAGUACGACUCACGGUGGCUCAAUGAGCCUGUGUUUGUAAAAAUUCAGAAAAUUCCAGAUAGCACAGAGAAGAAUGAUGACAAGCUGUACUUUUUCUUUCGGGAAAAGAGUUUGGAUGCAGCAGGAGGCAGCACCCCCAGUGUGCUGGCCAGAGUGGGCAGAGUUUGUCUGAAUGACGAUGGAGGUCAAAGGUCAUUGGUAAAUAAGUGGACAACUUUCCUGAAGGCACGCCUGGUCUGUUCUGUAAUUGGGACGGAUGGAGUCGAGACAUAUUUUGAUGAACUAAGGGACGUCUUCAUUCAGCGGACUAAUGAUGAACGCAAUCCCAUGGUGUAUGCUCUCUUCUCCACUGCUGGGUCUGUGUUUAAAGGUUCAGCAGUGUGUGUGUACUCCAUGUCUGACAUCAGAAAUGUCUUUAAUGGACCCUUUUCUCAUAAACAUGGGCACAACUACCAGUGGACACCUUACACUGGAAAAAUUCCUUAUCCUCGCCCAGGGACAUGCCCUGGAGGAACAUUCACUCCUGGAGUCCACAGCACCAAAGCCUUCUCUGACGAAGCUGUCAACUUUGUUCGCGCUCACCCUCUAAUGUACCAUCCCAUAUACCCUACACACAAGCGCCCCCUUGUGGUGCGGACAGGAGUGGACUACCGUUUCACCACUAUCGCUGUGGACAUGGUGGAUGCUGUGGAUGGGAGAUAUGAGGUGCUCUUUUUGGGAACAGACAGGGGAACAGUCCAGAAGGUGAUUGUACUGCCGAAAGAUACGAGCACGACAGAAGAGCUCAUUCUUGAAGAGGUGGAAGUUUUUAGGUCACCAGCCCCAGUGAAAACGCUGAAAAUUUCCUCUAAAAGGCAACAGCUGUAUGUGUCAUCGGCACGAGGACUUACCCAGGUGUCUUUGCAUCGGUGUCCUGCUUAUGGUAAAGCCUGCUCUGACUGCUGCCUGGCCAGAGACCCUUACUGUGCCUGGGAUGGAGAGAGUUGCUCUGCUUUCACCCCCGCCACCAAGAGGAGAAGCAGGAGACAGGAUAUCAAACAUGGCGAUCCGUUACGUCAAUGCAGAGGCUUCAACUCUAAAGUAGAGAAGCGUCUGAGGGAGACAGUGCAGUUCGGGGUGGAGGGCAGCAGUGCGUUUCUGGAGUGCCAGCCCAGGUCUCCUCAGGCUACUGUGAAGUGGUUCUGUCAGAAAGAUGGAAAACGUAAAGCGCUCACUCGUGAUAAAGAUGUUCUAAAGACAGCUCAUGGCAUUCUGCUGAAAUCUCUGAGCCAAUCAGACGCCGGCCUCUACCACUGCCUGGCCACGGAGAACAACUUUAAGCACACGGUGGCUCGCGUGGCCCUGCGCAUCCUCGACCGUGAGAUCGUGGAGGCCCUGACGGCUCCAGACGGCCCCUCAGAUCCCGAGCGCCAUCACCAAAACGACAAGCAGCACCGCCCACCUCCUCCUCCUCCCCCACCUCAAACCCUGCCCCCACCUCUCCAGAUGCACCCACAGCCCGAGGUGACGCUCAUCAACCAGUACUGCCAGACCUACUGGAAACAGCCUCCCAAGCCCAAGCGCACUAACCGCAGGCAUACAGAGAAAUCAGAGCCUGAGGAGCUGCAGGUGCAGUGAUCAUGUUGAGUGAAAAGCCACUUUUUGGUUGCAUUCUGUGCAUUGUGUGAGCAGGCAGAUUCACUAUAAACUGUUUCUAAGCUUAAUGUCAUGUUCAUCCCCUGGGGCCACGCACAAGGUCAAAGCUAAUAGACUUAUUUUAUACAUUUGGAAUUUUACACUGCAUGUUGGACAUUGGGUAAGACGCAUGGUGCUGUUCCUUCAGCUCGGUUUUUACUUUGGCUUUGACACAAAUUACAAUUCAUGUCUACAUGUUUGCUGUGCAGUGCAUUUUGGAAUCAUUUACAUUCACUGAGCUAGCAGUUUAGCAGGUAUGCUACACCUACAUUGUAUCUACGCACUUUUCUCACUGAUUAUCAGUCACAUCUGCCUAUAGUAAGUGUUUAUGUUUCCAAAAAAACACAGAAAACUGAUUCACACCAGCAUUACGUAUAUAAGGAUUAAUCUGUUUUGUUUACCAUUGAUAAUUUAAAGAGCGAAAAAAAAAAAAAAAACAGUGUUCCAUAAACUUUGUAGUUGUGUAACUCUGCUCCUUUGCAGUGCUUGUAUUUAAAGCUUGUUGUGUUGAGUCAGAUGAUUGUUAGUCCUCAGUGUGUGGAAAACAGCAGUGGAAGAAAAAUGCUGUGCAGGACUUCUAUAUGAUUCCACCAUCUUUCAUGGCACAGCUGUCUGCUGAUUCAUCAAAAAAGAAGCCUUUCGGUCCAGUAUUUGGAAGUAAUCAUGACAUGCAUUAUGCUGACCAAUAUUAAUGUAAUCAAGACCAAGGGUGAAUUAUAAUCAGGAUUUGUAAAGGUAGAUGUGGUAGCGUUCCUUUUCGGUUUUUGAUAGUACGUACUCUUGAGCUAGUCUGCAUCAGACAAAUCACAGCUGCAAAUUAUGAACUCGAGUGUCCUAAUGUGUUUAUUUAUAACGAUUAAUAGCAAACAGUGUUUAUAACAAUUUUUGCAAUAGUCCUAUGAAAGUCCCAAGUGGCAUUAUUACCAGGUAAUUAUAAGUAAUUAUUACUCUAAAAGCUAAACUCUACUCUGUUCUAUUAAUAUUGAGGAGAUAUUAAAGAAAUCUACUAGGAUUUGGAGGUGGUUGCAGGUUCACUGGAAGGAUAAGAUACUUUUCAGCAAGAUAGAUGUAUGGACCAAAAUCUGCUCCAGCCUCCUGUCAUAGUAAGAGGGAUCUGCAAGAAAAUACGUAAAUACUGUAGAGGAAGGUGGGAAGCUUUGAAAAUGGAAGCACUAGCUCACACACACACACACACACACACAAAAAUGAGAAUAUUGAGGUAGAGUCAAACACAUUUUUAUGGCUCUGGUACAUUUUUGCAUAUGAAUAGAAGCACAUACUCCUAGGGGAAAAUAACAGUCUACUUGUUUCUGUCCUGUGAAACAAAGUCAUGUGCUGGGAAAGUGAUGUGGGACAACCAUCUACGGUAUUUUUCUUGCAUAAUCAGAAUCACGGUCAUAUUUUGCUGGGAAUUUUUGUAACUUGUUAUGGUUGCAUCCUCCAGAUAAAACACACACAAAAAUAGUCGUUCUGUAACUCCUGCAGCGUUUGCAUAUCAGUGGUAGAUGUUUCCUGUGGUCAGCUGUGGUCUUGUGCUUGUGUAAAGGCAGUCCUUGUGUUUGGUUUUGUGUAUGAUUAUUACACAUGUACAUAAAAGUGGUAGGUAUUUGAUUGUUGGUCAAAUUUGAACUCUAACCUAUUUCUCUCUCUCUCUCUCUCUCUGUCUGUCUCUCUCUCUCUCUCUCUCUCUCUCUCCACACAACAUAUUUAUUUUGAGAAUGUACAUAUUCAUGGCCAUUGUACUGUUUGGUGGUGGAAUACGAGUGGGAAUAGCAGAUUUUAUUGUUUGUACUCACUAACAGGACCAGUACAGAAUAUACAGACUCACAGAGAUGCUUGUAGCAAAAUGGUGCAAGUUGGGGUUUUUUCUGCAGUUGUGAUGAUAUUCAACAGUCUAGUUUGUUUCAUGGACAUGGGUGGGUUUUUUUGUUUGUUUGUUUGUUUGUAUUAGUUUUGUUUUGUUUUUUUGGGAGGGUUUGGUAGUAUGUUGAAUACAGUGUGAGAAAGAAUGAAAUAAUGUUUCAGUGCAGUUCAACUGACAGGUAAGAAAAAAAUAUAAAAUGUAAACUUGUCAUUUGACUAGAAAAAAGUCAAAUAAUUUUGUAUGAAAAGUUUAUGGACAAUACAGAAAAAUCCUCGUCAGUGAUAUGUAUGUAUGUAUAUUUAGGCCAGAAAGCACAGCGAUGCUGUCUGGGGACUUGCACAAAAGUCUGAACCGUAAUCGUUUUUAGUCUUUUAAAUGUUAUUGUGGUGAAAGAUAUGGGCUUUUAGAGGAAAUGUCGUAUGCAACCCAGAUGAUGUUCGUUCUUCUGUAUCUUUGCUCAAGUGGCUGCAUAUUACAACAAUUCUCUUAUGUAUUCACCGUGUUUUUGUUAGCUUAAGUUAACGUGGUCAUUUGUAAUAAAUAAUAUUUUAUUAUGAUUAUAUUGUGAGGUUGGAAAUACUCAUAGAUGUUUUAUAAUCAUAACAAUAAACUGCUGUAUUUGUUCUUAUGUAACCUCUGCUUUUUUAGUCUUUUUUAAUGAAGCUGUUAUCAAAAUAUCUAGAAACUAGGAAGACUUCAUCAUAUUUAAAGAUUUCCAGUUUAUAAAAUGAUGCCAUGAGUUUAAUCCAUCAGAGCAAGUUCAGGCUUUUUUUCCAGUUCAGUUCCAGUUCUUUGUAUGGACAAUACCGUAUUGA
Molecule: messenger RNA, 5411 nt
Organism: Hemibagrus wyckioides
Lineage: Eukaryota; Metazoa; Chordata; Actinopteri; Siluriformes; Bagridae
Gene: sema3gb
Product: sema domain, immunoglobulin domain (Ig), short basic domain, secreted, (semaphorin) 3Gb
Exons: 18
Coding region: 414-2675 (753 amino acids)
Biological process (GO): semaphorin-plexin signaling pathway; negative regulation of axon extension involved in axon guidance; neural crest cell migration
Molecular function (GO): semaphorin receptor binding; chemorepellent activity
Source: RefSeq, a predicted model, not a curated record